AUGGUCAACGAGACCAUCCGUACCAUCUCCCCCGCAACGCAAGAGGUUGUUGUUGAACGUCUCGCAGCAACGUUCCAAGAUGCCGAACGAAUGGCCAAAGCCUCCAGCGAGGCGUUCAAGUCAUGGCGCAAGACGCCGCUGUCACAGCGCAAAGACAUUGUGCGGAAGGCUCUCACAAUCGUGCAAGCACGCAAGGAAGCCCUGGGUCGAGAGCUGACGACUCAGAUGGGCCGCCCCAUUGCCUACAGUGUCAAAGAGAUCGAGACCAUGCAGCUUCGCGCAGAUUAUUUGCUCGACAUCGCCGACGACUCGCUCUGCGACCUACCCGGCCGUCAAGAGAAUGGCUUCGAGCGGUGGGUCCAGCGAGAGGCGGUUGGCCCAACAUUGAUCGUGUUCGCUUGGAACUUUCCGUUCCUCAUCAUCGUCAAUGCCCUCGUUCCCGCGCUUCUCAGCGGCAACUCGGUCGUCCUCAAGCCCUCUCCGCAAACCCCCCUGAUCGGAGAGCGCUUUGUCGAAAUCUUCGCCGAGGCCGGUCUGCCCGCCAACACCCUUCUUUGCCUGCACAUCGGCCGUCCCGAGCUCCUCAGACAAGUGGUGCAGCAGAUCCCGGACUUCCAGCUCAUUACCUUCACAGGUUCCACAAAGGUCGGCAUCGACCUCCGCAAGGCCACGGCCGAGCGCGUCGUGCCACUCAAUCUGGAGCUCGGCGGCAAUGACCCGGCAUACGUACGGCCCGACGCGGAUCUGGCCUACGUGGCGGCGCAGCUUGUCGAUGCGGCCGUCUUCAACGCGGGGCAGAGCUGCUGCGCGGUGGAGCGCAUCUAUGUGCACACAGACGUGCACGACGCAUUCGUGGAGGCGCUGCAGAGAGAGCUGGCCACGUAUCGACUAGGCGAUCCGUUCGACCCGGCGACGAAUAUUGGGCCUGUGGUAUCACCCGCGGCCAAAAAUGCAAUCGAGAGCCAGGUGGAGCAGGCGCUGGGCAUGGGCGCGGUGGACGCCACCCCGGAGAAUGAUUCUUUUGCGGCACCGCCGCCCAAGGGAAACUACGUGAUGCCGCGCAUUCUGACAAACGUGACCGCCGAGAUGGACGUCCUCCGCCAGGAGACGUUCGGCCCCAUCAUGCCCGUAGUGAGGGUGAGCGGGGACGUGGAGGCGGUAGCGCUCAUGAACGAUAGCCAUUAUGGCCUAACUGCCAGCGUCUGGACCAAGGAUAUUGGGAAAGGACGCGAGUUAACCGCGCAACUCGAGGCGGGCACGGUGUUUAUCAACCGUGCCGACUAUCCCGCGCCGGACCUGGCCUGGACGGGAUGGAAGUCUUCGGGCCUCGGUUGCACGCUGGGCCCCAAGGCGUUUGAUGCCUUUGUCAAGUUGAAGAGCUUUCACAUCAGGAUGCAGCACGGCUGA
This is a messenger RNA of Cyphellophora europaea CBS 101466, 1407 nucleotides long. RefSeq lists its product as uncharacterized. Bases 1 to 1407 code for a protein of 468 amino acids. Gene Ontology annotation, molecular function: aldehyde dehydrogenase (NAD+) activity. Lineage: Eukaryota; Fungi; Ascomycota; Eurotiomycetes; Chaetothyriales; Cyphellophoraceae. The transcript has 3 exons. The record is from RefSeq and is a predicted model, not a curated record.